Molecule: messenger RNA, 833 nt
Organism: Eupeodes corollae
Lineage: Eukaryota; Metazoa; Arthropoda; Insecta; Diptera; Syrphidae
Gene: Rrp40
Product: exosome complex component RRP40
Exons: 1
Coding region: 102-791 (229 amino acids)
Biological process (GO): U4 snRNA 3'-end processing; poly(A)-dependent snoRNA 3'-end processing; exonucleolytic trimming to generate mature 3'-end of 5.8S rRNA from tricistronic rRNA transcript (SSU-rRNA, 5.8S rRNA, LSU-rRNA)
Cellular component (GO): nuclear exosome (RNase complex); cytoplasmic exosome (RNase complex)
Molecular function (GO): RNA binding
Source: RefSeq, a predicted model, not a curated record
UUUGACACUUCAAAAUUUGUUUUUAUUUUAUUUCACGUGCGUCGAACAAAUAUUCACUUGAUUAAUAAUAAAUAGUGUUUUUAAUAAAUAAUUCUUCCAAAAUGACGUUAAUUGUGAUGCCCGGUGAAAGAAUCAACGAAGCCGAAGAAGUGGCCAAAACAAAAAAAGUAGUCCUCGGUCCAGGGCUACGUCGUUUAGAUGAAAAAGUAGUUGCCUGCAAGGCCGGCACUCUGGUGAAAAAAGACACAAACAUCUUCUGGGUUGAUAGCUACCAGAAACGCUAUGUUCCCGUUCGUGGUGAGGCUGUGAUAGGUGUUGUAACUGCUAAGGCUGGUGAUAUAUUCCGUGUUGAUAUUGGCGCUCACGAAAAUGCUGCUCUAUCCUACUUGGCGUUUGAAUCGGCUACGAAAAAGAAUCGACCUGAUGUUAAUGCUGGUGAUCUUUUAUACGCCCGUCUAAUUGUUGCCAGUCGAGAUUUGGAACCCGAAUUGGUUUGUGUGAACUCGGUGGGCAAGAAGGGCAAAUUGGGUGUGUUGUCGGAGGGGUUCGUCUUCAAUUGUAGUCUUAAUUUGGCUCGAACUAUUUUGAGGGAGGAUUGUCCAUUGCUAAGGGCGUUGACUAAGGAAAUGCCAUUCGAAAUUGCUGUAGGUUUGAAUGGACGCAUUUGGAUUAAGGCAAAGUCCAUCAAAGAGACAAUAGCUUUGGGAAAUGCAAUUCUAGCUGCUGAGAAUUCAUCGAAUGAAGACAUUGCGAAGAUUUGUGAAAAUAUCGGAAAUAUUCUUUUUACGUAGUUGGAAUUUUUAAUAAAAAAUAAAUUAACAAAAAAUGCUGUU